Neohortaea acidophila is the source of this 1270-nucleotide messenger RNA. RefSeq lists its product as uncharacterized. The record is from RefSeq and is a predicted model, not a curated record. Lineage: Eukaryota; Fungi; Ascomycota; Dothideomycetes; Mycosphaerellales; Teratosphaeriaceae. Gene Ontology annotation, biological process: DNA-templated transcription initiation. Bases 69 to 1160 code for a protein of 363 amino acids. Gene Ontology annotation, cellular component: RNA polymerase I complex. The transcript has a single exon.
CCUCCACAAAGUUCAAUGUCGGAGGAAACUUUCGAUUGAAAUGAGAGAGCCGGCAAGUGGACGACAAGAUGUCUGCAGAUAUUGCGAGCUCGAGAGAUAUGGGCAAACCAGAAAAGAAGCGGAAAAAGGACAAGGAGGCAGGUGACAAGGAGAGGAAGAAGCGGAAACGUGAAGAAGCGGAGGAAGAUGCUGUCGCCAAUGCACAGCCUGAGAAAUCAAAGAAGAAGCAUGAUCGAGACGAGGUGAAGGAGAAGUCGGCGAAGAAGCAGAAGCGAGAAGAAGCACAACCAGAUGCCGGUGCAGAAUCGAAGAAAGAUAAGGCGGCAAAGAAGCGAGAACGAAAAGAAGCAAAGCAAAACGAUGCUGCGCCAGAGCUACCGACGGAGAAAUCGUCGAAGAAACGAAAGCACGAUAAGCCUGGCAAGACCGAUGCCAUCCCUGACACCCCACAAGCCGAAUCAUCGACCAAAAUGAAGCACAAAAAGCGGAAAGAGAAAGCAAAAGCAUCGAUCGAGCCAACGGAAGAACUCUUACGAACCCGCUCUCCCUUCGUCAAACAAACCACCUCCUUCUACCUCCCGCUAUCCCCCUGCGCCCACGAUUUCCCUCUCGAGGGUCUUUGCGCCGAGCACAUCUCCCCUCACCUUCUGACAUACUAUCCUCCUCUCUCCGGCGUACUGCUCUCAUACUCGAAUGCACGCAUAUCAGAGCAUCCCACCGAGGCUGUACAAUCAAAGAGCAGGAACCCCCAGCCGAAAGAAGUCCUUGGCCGCAGUAUCAACGAGUACGCGGUAACAUUCGUCUGGCUGACCGCAGACUUCGUCAUCUUCCGGCCGCGCAAAGGAUGCUGGAUUGAAGGGGAAGUGAGUUUGCACAAUCCGACUCUGCUGGGCCUGAUGUGCCAGAAUUACUUCAAUGCGGUCGUUGAGAAAGAGAACCUCCCGGCGGAUUGGGAGUGGAGCGGAGACAAGGAGGAGGCUGGAAAAGAAAGGAAAAAGUCGCCAGAGCUGGAGAACGAGGACGAGCGCUGGUUGGAUGGCGCAGGCAACGAAGUGACGGGGAAGAUUGCGUUUCGUGUCGUUGACUUUGAAGCAACGCCUGGAGCGGAUGGGGCGGGGGGCACCAUUAGCAUCAUUGGAACUCUUCGCGAUAAGACUUGAGCGAGCGAUGCGGCAAAGUGCAGAAGGCGACUCCUCGAGACGAGGCUUUGGAAGAAACAUAGGAUAUCCAAACCGGCCUGCGUAGGCUAACACCUCCGCCAUCCCCUCAC